This is a messenger RNA of Haliotis rubra (blacklip abalone), 1756 nucleotides long. RefSeq names its product cystine/glutamate transporter-like. NCBI's taxonomy places the organism in Eukaryota, Metazoa, Mollusca, Gastropoda, Lepetellida, Haliotidae. Gene Ontology annotation, biological process: amino acid transmembrane transport. Gene Ontology annotation, cellular component: membrane. Gene Ontology annotation, molecular function: L-amino acid transmembrane transporter activity. The record is from RefSeq and is a predicted model, not a curated record.
AUGGCAGUUUUUAAACGGAACUCUGCAAACGUUGAUUUCAAUUCAUCAGUGAAAGAUGGCCAGGAAGCCAUUUUCACAAUUCAAGCUUACAGCAACUUGGCUUACCAGCCGGAUGAGAUUGAACCGGGUUCAUCUACCACAGAAACAGCGGAUUCUGGUGUUACAUGCUCGUCAAAUCGUCAGCCGUCUUCAGGUACUACACCUCCGCCGACUCUGAAGAAGUCCCUCAAUCUCUUCCACUGUACAGCUGUCAUGGUUGCCGUCACAGGAAACAUCUCCAUCUUUAUAUCAGCUGGCGCCAUCGUAGGGUCUGCUGGAUCCAUUGGAGCCACCCUCGUCGUGUGGCUUGUAGGCGGACUAAUCAACAUGGGCAUGGCAUUGUGCUAUGCAGAACUGGGUGCCAUGUUUCCGUACGCAGGGGAUUAUGCGUAUGUCUUGAAUGUCCUUGGUCCCUUGCCAGCGUUUCUGAUAAUGUAUGGGCAAGUAACAUUCAUAGUAGGACCAAGCUGGGCCAUUCAGGCCUACACAUCGGCCUUGUAUAUCGCCAACGCCGUCUUCCCUGGCUGCGUGACCGAGGAUGUUGAGUUAGGGAUUAAGUUACUUGCUUGCUGGAUCCUUGUGACAGUGGUCGUCUUAAACUGCACGUUCAUAAAGUUCGUGACCAAGGUUCAGACAUUUCUGUCCUCUACGAAGAUGCUUGCCCUCCUUAUCAUCAUCAGUGGCGGCCUUGCUGUCUUCGUACAAGGCAAAGCAGACAACUUUGAGAAUAUAUUUGCUGACACCUCGAGAGAGCCGGGAGAGCUUGCUGUCACCAUCAUCUAUACCUCGUUUACAUAUGGAGGAUGGCAGGCCAUGCUGUCAUUGGCAGAAGAGGUGAAAAAUCCUGGAAGAGAUCUCCCAGGUUCAAUAUAUAUUGGCUUCACCAUCGUCAUCAUGAUGUAUGUCCUGGCAAACGUCGCCUACUUCACCUUGAUCAGCCCCGCUGAGAUGUUGCAGUCGGACGUCGUGGCGCUGAUGUUUUCUCAGCGUCUGUACGUCCCCAUCUCCAUCGUCAUCUCUGUCCUCGUCGCUACAUCGUCAACAGCAGCCCUCAAUGCUGCCGUUAUGGGACAUUCCAGGGUUGUGUUUGCUGGUUCAAGGGCUGGCCAUAUGCCCCUGAUCCUCGGCAUGAUUCACCCAAAGUACCUCACACCAUGGCCUGCCACUUUUGUACUGCUUUCCUGGGGGCUGAUCGUGUUGUUCACAGGCGAUUUAACAACCAUGAUGGCCUACAUCGGCUUCUUCAGCAACAUGGCAGGCACCGUCGUCGUCAUGCUGCUUCUGUACCUACGAGUGAAGAAACCAAGCGUUAACAGACCGUACAAGACAAUGCUGUGUGUGCCUAUUGCCCAGCUGAUGAUCAACCUGGCUGUACUGGUGAUGGCCACCUAUCAGCGUCCACAUCAGAUGGGCUUCGCACUUGCCAUCCUGGCGGCUGGUGUCCCACUGUACUGGGUCGGAGUGCUGUGGAAGAACAAACCAAAAGAGUUCACCAACAUUGUCGAGAUCCUCACAGUGUUAGCUCAGAAGGUUCUGGUGGUGGUAAAGGCGCGAAACGGAGAACACUCGGCGGGUAAAGGCGCCAAAGAAUGACAGCAGCUUCCAGUUUAAUCGUGGAAUACAUGAAUUUAUAUGGUGAUAAAAGAUGAUGGCACAGACUAUUGGUACUUUUUGCUAUCAUCCUCGAGUAUCCAGUGCGUCUUUCUCUUUGGGGGGC